CGUGCGGCGAGGACGUGCGGUGAGGACGCGCGGCGGCGUCCAUCGGGAGCGUGCGGCGAGGACGCGCGGCGGCGGCGUCCAUCGGGAGCGUGCGGUGAGGCCGCGCGGCGGCGGCGUCCAUCGGGAGCGUGCGGUGAGGACGCGCGGCGCCGGCUGUGGUGAACGAGUGGCGGUGACGAUGCGUCGGCCUCAAGGAUGGAGACUCUGAAAGUGAAGGACCGGAUUCUGGAGAACAUCUCGCUGUCGGUGAAGCAGCUCCAGGGUUACUUUGCUGCCUGUGAAGAUGAAACGCCAGCAAUUCGAAACCAUGACAAGGUUCUACAAAGGCUGUGUGAACACCUGGACCAUGCCCUGCUCUAUGGUUUGCAGGAUAUUUCCUCUGGAUAUUGGGUGUUGGUUGUGCACUUUACACGCAGUGAAGCAGUGAAUCAGAUUGAGGUGUUGCGGCAUGUUGCCACAAAUCUCGGUCGUAGUCGAGCCUGGCUGUAUCUCGCAUUAAAUGAGAAUUCAUUAGAGAGCUAUUUAAGGUUAUUCUGGGAAAAUCAGACCCUGCUUCAUAAGUAUUACUUCAAGAAUGCCCUUGUCUGUAGUCAUGAUCACCUGACCCUCUUUCUCACACUUGUUUCUGGUCUGGAAUUCAUCCGAUUUGAGUUGGAGCUGGAUGUUCCCUACCUUGACCUGGCGCCAUACAUGCCUGAGUAUUAUAAGCCACAGCACUUGCUAGACUUUGAAGACCGUUUGCCCAAUUCUGUGCAUGGCUCUGACAGCCUCUCACUCAAUUCGUACAACUCUGUCACCUCCACUAAUCUAGAAUGGGAUGAUAGUGCCAUCGCACCCUCCAGUGAAGUGCGUUGGAGGGACAGCAAUCUAACAGGGCCACUCGCAGAUUAUGAUUUUGGAGAUGUAUUUUCUGCAGCACAGUCCAUACCCAGCACUGACUGGGAAGAGGGUGAAUUGACGGACACGGUCAGCAGCUGCCCUCGAUCUGGAACCUCAGAGAGUCUGCCAUUGAACAACAAGCUGAACACAAGGAGCCCAACCCUGCGCUAUAAUCCUUUUAAUAGUGAGAAAACAGAAUCUCCACAUACACCAGAAAAUAAUGCGGUGCGAAGCACUGAAUCCAAGGGAGAGGAGAACACAUCAGAUAUCCAGGAUACCACUGAAAAUACCACAGAACUUGAAGUAAUCAGAUUGGCAAAGAAGAAGAGAACACCUAAAAAAAAGAGAGCCAAAUCUGAGGAACAAAUACUUGAUGAUAAAAUUGAAGAAAUACAGCAGUCAAAGGAAGAAGAUGCAAAGAUUGAGGAAAACUGUGAUUUGGAAACACAAGGAGAACAAAGCACAAAAUUGGAUGUGCAGAAAUCAACUGGGAUUCCUGGUACUGAGGAGGACACUAACCCUGAGGAUGUGGUGUUACGAGUGACUCGACGAGAGUCUGAUGCAGAUGCUGCCCAGCCAGGUUUGCAGAUACCACAGAUGAAGGACACGUCCAUGAGCAGCGUAGGGCAUCCUUUGAGCAAAGUAAUGGAGCAGCUUAAUGAAACAACUGAUGCCAACACUUGGAUGUCAGAUGGUAGUCACCCUGAGCAGCCCUUUCGGACUUGUGUCCCGGGGAAAGCCCCGGAUGAACCUCCACAUAGCGAGUAUAGUGAGCGGAUGCCACCUGCCAUGGAGUUCUACAGGUUUACCCUCGAGAGUCCAGGCGCUAGUGCAACAGGUAGCUGCAACUAUGACCUUGCAGGGGAUGGCCAACCAGAGAAUGUUUUUAGUAGCCAUGAAACUGUUGGCACAGAAACGUGCAAAGAAGUCUUCCCUGGCACUGUAGUGGCACAGGGGAUCACAGAAGAAGCUGAUGCCCCAACAAGUCAACAAACAGAAAAUGCAGAGGCUGUUACAGGACCUGAUAACCAGUCUGACAAUAUAAAUGCCAAUAUGGGUGAGACUGAUCUGGAACAGUUGGAAAUUCAGACCUUGGCUCCUGAAGAUGCAGUGGAGGAUGAGGCAGCUCAAAAUAGUCCCUCAGAACUAACCCAUCCAGCAGACUUCAGGGUGGACAAUAAUCUGUUGCUUCUGCUGAUGAUUCAUGUUUUCAGGGAGAAUGAAGAGCAGCUCUAUAAGAUGAUGCAGAUGUGGACAGGUCACAUGGAGGGGAACCUACAGUUGCUAUAUGUUCUGCUGACGGAUUGUUAUAUCUACCUGCUGAGAAAAGGAGCUGCAGAUAAGCCCUAUGCAGUGGAGGAAGCAGUGUCCUACAAUGAACUUGACUAUGUUUCGGUGGGGCUUGGCCAACAGACAGUUCAGCUUGUUUGCACCAAUCGUCGGAGACAGUUCCUGCUUGACACAGCAGAUGAAUCUUUAACUGAGUUUUUCCUUACUGCUUUACGAUCUGCUAUGAUUAAGGGCUGCAGAGAGCCCCCAUAUCCCAGUAUCCUUAUGGAUGCCACCAUGCAGAAACUGGCGCUGACCAAAUUUGUAGCCCAAGAAUCAAGAUGCGAGGUGUCUGACGUCACCAUCCACCUCUACAGUUUGAUUCACUGGGAAGAUCCCAUGGAUGUAACAGCAGGGCCCCAGAAGAACCUCUACAUGACUAUUGCAAAUGCAGUUACAAAAGAAGGAAUUCUACAUUACAAGGCUGGGACCAGCUACCUGGGCUCCCCUAUCUGGAAGCCCUCUUAUGUGGUGCUCAGCAAUGGCAUCCUCUAUCAGUAUCCAGACAGGAUAGAUGUAAUGCCACUCAUGUCAGUAAACUUGGCUGGAGAACAGUGUGGAGGGUGCCGAAGAUCCAGCACUACGGAACGCCCCCACACAUUCCAAGUGAUUCUGACAGAGCGGCUGGCUUUGGAACUCAGUGCUGAGAAUGAGGAGGAGAUGGCCGACUGGAUGCAACACCUCUGCCAAGCAGUGUCCAAAGGGAUCGUACCCCAAGGUGUUGUACCCUCUCCAUGCAUCCCAUGCUGCCUUGUUGUGACAGAUAGAAUGGUCCUUACAUGUCAUGAAGACUCUCAGACCAGCUUCUUCCGAUUAUUGGGCAGCACCGAGCUCACGAGUGUUAGUAGUGUCUCCAUUGCCCCCAGCAGGGAAUACUGUCUGAUGGAACUGUCUGAAGGUCAGAAAACUCUUCCCUGGUUCCUGUACUUUAGUUGUAUUGAGGAGUUGCAGCGUUUUCUAGCUGCAUUGAAGGGUGCUUGGAGGAAGAUCUACAAGGUUGAUCUGCCUCAGAAGCCACUUCAGGACCCUUCCAUUCGGAACAAAUGCGAUGAUGCUGUCACACUUAUUCGUACCACUUGGCAGCGAAGCGACAGUUUAUCUCGAGGUCGUGGUGAGCGUGAUCCAUGGUGUUGAAAGCAUUGAUGCCUGACACACGGUACAAGAAUGCUGCCUCUCUGGAUAUUGCAUGCAACACAAUGCACAAUGUUAGUGCAUUUGAUGACAGUACAUGAGAAUGUAAAGGAAAUGAAACCAGUCCAAAUAUACAAGGAAAAACAGUCUUUGAAGAAAACCCACCUAUGGGUUUUAGAGAAUACCUCCACAAUGUAAAUAAUUGGAUAAGGCUGAGGGAAUGAAAACCUGCCCACUGAGCUGGGUAACAGGUGUGACACUCGUACAUCUUGAUUAUUUUCGCUCCUCCACUGCAACAUAUUCAAUGAAUAUCCCAUCUCUUAAAACUUGUGUUCUCGCCACAUGAGUGUCUGCUGUUGUAAGAGAUUUUAUGAAGAGGCUUUCGAACAAAAUUUUCUUUCCUGCUGAGAAAAGUGAAAAGACCUAAGACUGAGGGAGCACAGGGGAAAAAAAAAAGUACUACUUUUUUGAGGAAGGACACAUCUGUGCUUCUAAUAUGGUACGACGUGACUUGGUCAAUAUCCUUGCAUAUCAGGCUCUCUGUACCAGCUUUGACCUCUAGUUGUCAAAAGUCUCGUCUGCAGGUUCUGGUUUCUUGGGAAGCAAUUGUGAUCCUGAAGAAUUGAUCUAAAAGAACUGAGUAUCGUUAUCUGAUGCAUGAGAACUGCAUGAAGAAAUUUUGAAAAUAAUUUUUAUGGACAGACUUUUAUUCAUAUAGGUAUAUUUAGAUUUGACUGCACAUCAGCCACUUUUCUAUGGCACUUGUUAAUGUUUAACCUAUAAAUAAGUUUGGGUUAUGAAUAACCCUAAAGUCAAUGUCUAUGGUGGCUCCAUUGUGAUUCCCUUCCCACUAACCUGGAGAAACUUGCAUAAGAGAUUUUGCAAUAAUGGGAAUCCUGAGGACUAUAAGUCCUGCCUUCGUACCUGGUGAAGUAACCACAGUGCACCCUCCCCUUCAAACUGCAGGGUGUAACUCCCAAUGAUGCAGUUUAAAUGCAAAUCUACAAUGAGAUAUUGGAUAGACCAUAGCAGGUUUGUUACUGGGUAACAUCAGGCUUGGACUGAAAGCCUUUUUCUUUGCUCAGUCACUUGAAAAGAGCUGGAUUUUCCCAUUUAUGGAAAAUGUAUGUAAGAAAUUAAGCAGGCUAAGGCUGCUAAUGACAAAGCAAAACAUGUAGAUGCUGGAAAUCUGAAAUAAUAAAAAUAAAAUGCUGGAAAUACUCAGCAGGUCAAACGACAUCGGUGGAGAGAGAAACAAAAUUAAUGUUUCGGGUCAAUGACCUUUCAUCAAACUGAAAUGUUAACUCUGUUUCUCUAUCCACAUGCUGCCUGACUUGCGGAAUAUUUCCAGUAUUUUCUAUUUUUAUUUAAGGAUUGAUAAUCUGUAACUUGAGGUAGGUGCUGUAAUUCAUUAGCUGCUUGUGAAUUGAAAAAGUUCCUUCCAGCAGUGUCUUGAGUUUUUCCAAAUGGUUUAGUCAACUGAAGUUGUAUUUCCAAGCUGGAAGCGGCUAUGCUGUUGACAGUGUACAAUGUGCAAUUACGUGACUGUCUACACUACUCUGUUCAAGAAUUUCCGGUGUCUCUCUCUUCCAGGUUAGUAAUGUUUAGAGCAGCAUGUCUGAAAGGCAGAUUGAUGGUUUCAUGGAUGGAUGUGACAAGUGGGGCCACAUUAAGCUAUACAAAUCAGGGGGCCCAUAUUCAACGGCAGUUCUAGCAAGCCUUAAUAAUACUGAAAACUCUUAGCCAGUAAUUAUCUAUGUGGUGUAAACAUAUAAAGUUCUCAUUUUACUACUGACUGUCUCCAGCAUAUGCUGCAAAUGCACUCGAACAUUCAUUGCAUGUCCCCACCUGGUGGCAGAAGGUCAAUGUUGCAUUAACUUUUUGUCGUCUACUUCCUCUUCAGGUCACCUGAAGUCACAGCCCAACAAGGAAUGGGCAGAGAUUCUAUUGUUUUAUAAAUCCUUGUAUUUUUCAAUUCCAUUAUUGUAGAGAAAUGAUUUGCAGUCUAUAAGGUUUAGGUGGUUGUAAAUAAGAGUAAUUUUUGCAUUGUAAUGAAAAUCCAUCUCUAGAUGUGUACAAGCAUAUUAAUCAUGUGCAGCCUAUCAGAGGUGCACACCUGCUCUGUAGUUGAAGAUUGUAUUCCAAUUCCCUUAUGAUAACAGGUGGAAAAUAUACUGCAGUGUAUGAGGUUGACCAGGUAGUCGGCUAUUGAAGGGUUGUUGAUACCUGUACAAACAGAACCCACGCUGAGUCAGGCUUCCACUGAAUCAGUAUCCCAGCAAAACCUAAUGCCUUUGAAACCCACUCCUCGUCAAGAAUCAGAAUUUCUUGAAGUGUACACCUUACUAAGAGCCAGUGCCUGUGGAAACUGGACCCAGAGUUGGUGCCUUUGGAGAAUCUGUAUCUUAGUACAACUCAGUGUCUUUGGGCUAAGAAAAUUAGUAGAAAAUUGAUUUUUGUUUUCAUAUUGCUAGUCCCUCAUCAUGUCUGUUCACUCCACUUCCCCCUUCCAAAUGUGUAAGUAAAGUAUUAGUGACAUCUCUCUGACGAUAUUUGAGAAAAAUCUAACUCUUGUAAUAUUUAUAGCCAAACAACUUAAACCUGAUAAUUGAUCUAUGGAAAGGUCAUCUGAUCAGCUGUGGUCAAAAGCAAAGGCUGAUCCACCUUAAAAGUGCAGAGUUGUGGUAAGGCAGGAAUAGUGAGACAGGUUUACAUAUGAAAUAAAGUGUGUUACAAUAACUUCGAUUCUGGCAGGGCAGAAUAUAGAAGUGUAUGGCUGGUUGAUGUUUACAGUGCAAAGGUUAACAUCAUUCUUCCUCAUUGCUAAACUGGAUCAAACUGCAUACUUUCACCCACCUUCAGACAUGAUGAGCAAAUAUCUGUCCUAUCAAGGCAGGUUUUUGAACUGUUGUUUGCCUGUGUAGAUGGUUGUUCCUCGUAUGCCAAGUUUAAAAGGUAAUGUAGUAACAAUAUAUAUGCCAACUAAUUACUAAAUGUCACAGGUCAACAAAUGUGAUAAACACAAUAAAAUCACUGAAAAUAUAAGCAAAAAAAAAGUCAACAAAUUCCUCAAAUCAGGUAGUUAAUAUCCUUUUGAGUUCACCAACAUUGGAAGUAUGGAAGGGCUGCAGACUCUUCAGCUACAUGUUAACACUACAAGUCUCAAAGGUUGCAAGAACAGAAGUAUUCCAGCACCUCUGAGCAAUGAAUCUAAGAGUGCUUCAUUAUGUAUAUAUUUUUUUAAAAAUCACUUAAGCCUUGUUGGGGGCAGCUGUAUAUUAUACCACCUCCCUGUAACCCCGAAUGUUACAUUCAGAAACUGCAAGGAUGGGUUGAGACUAAAAACGUGACCCACACCAAUAAAUGAUGUCUUCCGUGAAUAUUGUAUCUGUCAGCAGAACAGCUAAAAUGCUGGCUCUACAAAAUUCUUAUGAGUUGUUAGUACAUUUCACAAACAAUGGGAGCUUGAGUAGGUUGCCAGAGUUUAUUUUCAGCUGUUCAGCUUCAUUGCUUAAUUUAAUUUCAUACUUGUCAAAGCAAGGAAGAUUAGUGAUCUGAAAUGGAAUACAGUAUUAAAGCAGGAUAUAAGCUUUUAUUGCAUGUGCCUGAAGUAAUUUGGAUGAUCUUCAGAUAAUGAUUUACUACAAUUUUGGCAAAACCCAGAACCUCUCAGGAAUUUUGUUGACCAAUGAGUCACAUUCUUAACUUGGAUGUAAAUUGGCAGAUGUGUAAAAUUUACUUCUGGUUUUACUCAGCUAUAAGAUGUUUUCUGAGAGCUAAGUGUCAGCAUAAUGCUGAGGAAAUGCUUUAUUGUCUUUUGGUUGAGAUGUUGAACCCUGACCCCACACUUCUUCUCAGGUGCAUGACACUUUUCUAAGGGAAGGGAGUUCUUGUGAACUAAGCAGUUAUUCUUAACCAGCAACAGCAGAAGAGUUUUUCUGGUCAUUUAUCUCACGGCAUUUUGUAGUACUUUGCUAUCUGAAAAUGUGUUCCUCUAUCUGGCUACAUUUCCAAAGUACUUAAUUUUCCUGAACAUUUUUGGGAUAUCCUGAGGCUAAGGGGAUAAAUCCAAUUUAUUUCUUCAUUCUUUGAGGAGAGGAGAAGGGAAAGAUCACCAGGCAAAAAUAGUUAAAGUGUAAGGACUUACAGUUUUAAAAAAAUACUUGUGUAAUAAGGCAGGAAGCUAAUACUCCAUUGCACACAUUUAUCUACAAUUAUCUUAUGAAAGUAAAAUAUAAUUGAAAAAGAGUGCUGAAGUAAUUUAGGUCCAAAAUGUGUUAGGCUCACCUAGUUGGGUUGGUUAUUCGUCUGGUGUUAGUUGCAUUCCCAUGGGGGUGAGGUUGAUCCAAUGAACAAAACUAAGUUCUAUAAUCUAGAUCACGUGGUCAUGAAGAGAGCAGUUUGUAUUCCGUACAUACCUGUACAAUCAUAUGUGUGUAAUGUGGUAUUUGAGAAUUUGUACUGUCCUUUCCUGGAUUCUUCAUUGUGUAAGAAUUUGUAAUGGUAGCUUAGUCUUUCACCAUGAAGUCUCACUGCAGCAUUGGGAUAUCCUUGUACAGCCUCUAAUCAUUUUGGUCAAAGUUUGGCCUGUUCUCUCAUGCACUGAUUAUUCCCCUUUGAGUGAAAUGUGUGAUCCAGUUAUCUUCUGAAUGGGAUUUUAUAUGCAUUUAGAUUUUCUUGACUCGGAUGUCAAUAACAGAUUCUAAAAGUAGAAAUAACAGCAUGAUUUAUGGUCCAUCAUGCACUUGUGGUUCUGUUAAAUAAAUUUGAUUAUCACUGCAUUGCAGGGUGGAGUUUCUUUUAAGACCAUGGGAAGAGGAAGGUAAAAUAGUAAUUCUGAAAUAUUUCCAAGUGCUUUUAAAAAGGGAUUUGUUAAUUUCCUGUUGUACAAAGUGACAGUGUCACCAUGUUUCUACAUGGUUCUGUUUUUGAUGCCAUUGGAUUGUUAAUUAAUGGUCCGUUGGCAGGAUACUUACUGAUUAUUCUUGGUAGCCCUCCCUCUUAACCGAGGUGCAUAGUUAGGUAGUUGAUUAGUCGAUAAUUCUUUAAUGCUAAUAUUGGGAAAAGGAGCUGUUCAGAAUCUGAGUUGAUCUCAGCCUGGCUUCUUAUUGCUGUAUAGCUAACAAAUUGUCCAGCUGUGCGAGACUUGAGGUGUACUGAAGUUAAAACUUCACAUCACCUGGAUAAUGGGUUCUUCACUGCAUUCUAUAGAAGAGAAAUACCUUCUACUGAGUGCUGUAUAGUCUGUUUACAGCAAAAUAAAACACUUGUUACUUUAUAGAAAAGUUACUCCAUAUUUAAUCAAACAAGCUAUAUAACUUGGGUACAGUCCAUUAUUUACAUUUGAAUUUUUUACAUACUCCUUUAAAUAAGUGGACAGAAGAUUGUGCAUUUACUGUAACUUUCAAUGUUGAGAGAUUUUUCUGAUUUGGCUACAUGGUGUGAGAAUUUAUAGCUAAUAAGUUUCCUCAGGAUCUGUGCCCUCAGUCCCACUGUAAUUAUGGUAAAAUGUUAAAUAGUUGCAGUAUAGAAAUUGCUGGUUUGGGAAGAGUCAGAAACCAUUUAUUAAAAUCAGAAUCAAGACUGUUGAUUUGCCUUUGUAUAGAAAAUUGAAGUACAGUUUGCUAUUUAACCCAUAAAAGCACACAUACUAGACCUCAAUCUCAGAACUGAAAGCAAUAAUAAGUAAAUUAAGUUCAUUAACCAUAAUGCAAUCGUCCUCUUGAUGAAUUUGCUAAUUUCUUAUUUGAAUGGUUUUGAAAUAAUUUAGGCCUGCCUAUGGGACUAUUGAAAACAGAUAGCAAAAUCACCCAAAUUAUGUAAGCACUAUAAAUGUCCAGGUUGCCAAGUAGGCACAACCAGUUUCCAGUAUUAGGCAAACGGAGCUGGCUUGAAUCGGUAUUUCUUCCUUGUCAUGUUACUCAGUUGUAUUAAUGUUGGUGCAUAGUGAAGUUAAACUGAUUCUCUGAUAUUGAAUGUUACAACUCUUGCUGUUUAAUUAAAGGCAUAAAGUGAAGCUACAGGUUUUUAAGGAGAAAUAUCACUACUUGCACAGUGUCUUUUAACCAAUGUGUAUAUUUAAUGCUGUUGCAGCCUUCAUAAACCCCAGUAAUGAUGACGUUUAAUGAUGCAUGUUUUGUGUUUGAACCAUGUAAAUGCAGUGUUUAUUGUAUAUAAUUCAAUGUAAAUAGAAUGGAAUUAAUAAAAUGGUGUUCAUCUCAA
Molecule: messenger RNA, 9561 nt
Organism: Pristis pectinata (smalltooth sawfish)
Lineage: Eukaryota; Metazoa; Chordata; Chondrichthyes; Rhinopristiformes; Pristidae
Gene: plekhm2
Product: pleckstrin homology domain containing, family M (with RUN domain) member 2
Exons: 21
Coding region: 196-3342 (1048 amino acids)
Biological process (GO): Golgi organization; lysosome localization; regulation of protein localization
Cellular component (GO): endosome membrane
Molecular function (GO): kinesin binding
Source: RefSeq, a predicted model, not a curated record